AAAUUUCUUGGAGGAAGACCAGGCUGAGUGAGAGGUCAACAAAGUAGGGCAUCCAGGCACCUGAGAUAUGUUCAUUGGUAUAUUGGCUUGGGGAUGGCACAUAUAACUGGAUGCCAGGAACAACUUUUUCACCUUUUUUCCCCCCACCCCUCCAAGCACGGGCCUAGUUCUUCCGAACGGUUAAAACAAAAGGAGCUCCCCGAUCAUGUAUACAACCGAUGCUCCGACGAUGCUCUACAGUGGCGGGGCACACGGACCUCCACCCCCAAACUUCCAAACUCCCAAUCGCGCUCCAAAUAAACCCCUUCAACCCUCUCAACCUCCCACCCUCAAUAAACAGCAGAUAAUACCUACCGG
Molecule: messenger RNA, 357 nt
Organism: Yamadazyma tenuis ATCC 10573
Lineage: Eukaryota; Fungi; Ascomycota; Pichiomycetes; Serinales; Debaryomycetaceae
Source: RefSeq, a predicted model, not a curated record